UGAUGUGGUGAAGGAGCAAAAUUUGCGGACCGUUUUUUGCUGGUCGAUUGUUUAACUAAAAAGUUGGUUAAUUAAAUUAGAAUUUUACAAAAUACACAAAAAAGGAGAAUACGUCUUCAUUAUUCCAAAUGAAGAACGCGUUGGACAGCUUCAAGUGGCCACUAUUAUUAUUAAAGAGGUCCUAUUGCGGGACUGGAUUUUUCAAUUACCAAGACCUGUCUAAUUCGAUUUAAUUUUACGGCAUCACAUAUAAUACACUUAAAAUUUAACAUCGUCUAGACUUCAAUUAAACUCGCGCAAACAUUAAGUAUGGAAACAUCUUUAAGCUAUUCUACUGCUGAUAGCGAUGAUGGUAUACUGUUAGUGCUAGUUACAGCCAAUGUCGGAAGUCUCUUUGAAGAUCCAUCUCGUUUGCUCCGUCCAUGGUUAAUUGCAUUUUUGAAAAAAGUGUCGCAUUUGCAAAUGCAAUUUUUGGCCCUUCAUUUGCAAGAGGUUGGAGGGAAGACUUAUGAAAAAUCAAUGGAAUACGUCCAGGAAUUCAUUAAGAGUUUAUGCGAAGCACCCGAAUUAGAGGAUUUCGAAUACAUUCGAAUAUAUAUGGAUGAAGAUUUCAAAUCUGCUGAACAUUUUACGGCACUUGGAAAUCUGUAUUUUGUACACAAAAACUUAACAAACGUAAGGAUAUGGAAUUUUUUGACGCACGCUUGGGAAUCUGCAGAAGGCAAGAGUAUUUAUUCCGGUAAUAUUGAGACAAUCUCAAGUAAGGAGAAGGCAAAAUUUCCGCAACACUUCUUUCCAGAGUGCAAAUGGUCCCGCAAAGGGUUUAUGCGGACUAGGUGGGAAGUUAAUAAUACAGUUUUUGAUCUAGUCAACAUUCAUUUAUUCCAUGAUGCGUCUAAUUUGGCCGCUUGUGAGGAGUCUCCAUCAGUGUAUUGUAAAACAAGACGACGAGCGCUUGUGCAUACCUUAGAAAGAUUUCACCUAGAUGAGAAAAACGGUUUGGCACCAUUCUUUGUUUUCGGUGACUUCAAUUUCAGAUGUGACACAGAAGGCGUUAUUAAGGAAUUAACUGAAAAUCUAACAGCGCAUCGGGUGCAUGGAUUCCAAAAUGAUUGUACUAAAGUCCAUUACCGCAAUUCCCUGGGAGAUAAUAUACUUACGGUUGGAAAGAAGGAAUUUAAUCAUGCGGAUCAUCAAUUAAAAUUUAAAGAAGCUUGGUUGAAAAAAUUCGAUCGAGAAUUGGAACCGCUAAGGGAAUUUCUUGAAGAGUUUCCCAUAGAUUUUCCGCCUUCGUAUCCAUAUGAAGAGGAUCCCGAAAUGCCCAUGGAUUACAUGUCGACAAGAUGUCCCUCUUGGUGUGAUCGCAUUCUUAUGAGUCCACAAGCCAGACGAAUUAUUGACGAGGAAUUCUCUCCAAAUAUAUACAAUAUUAUUGGUGAAAAUGUUUGCAUGGGCGACCAUAAGCCAAUAUAUUUAAAUAUACGCUUAAAACCAAAUCAAGGUACUUAUAGAUGUUGUAAUUGCAAUAUAUCGAAUGCAAAUAACAACAAAUCAACAUCACAUAAUAACCCAGCAGUGACGACUGCCGUGUCCGAUCAACAAUUUAACAAUGAUGUAGUCUUUUGUUUAUACAACAGUAAAAUCUUCACUGAUGAGUUGACCGAAUAUAAUCGAUUAAGCGAAAUGAGUAUGCGUUCUUCGACCAAACCUGAUAACCAGUUUGACCUAUAUUCUGGUAUUGCUAACACACCCGGUGAAUUUAGUCGACUACAAAAUUUAAUUCACGACGGCAGAUUGAAUGCAUCCAAGUGGCCACCAAUUAUCAAUAUUAUCGACUCCGAUAACAUUCAUGUGUGCAUGUGCUCGCAAAUCUUAGGCAAUGAUACGGUUGAUGGUACCAUUUGCCCGGAAUGCCAAAAUAUUAUUAAAAAGCAGCCAAUAGAACAUCGCUGCCGGCUUAUUUCUAAGAGAUUAUUAUUAUCUAAUAAUAUCAUUGUUAAUCGCAUAGACACACAACAUUUGAAUACUUACCUUGAUAGAUCGCCAAAAGGGCAGGAUCCGUAUACACCGGAAAGUGCCGAAUCGCAUUCACCAGUCCACGAAUUGAGUAGCAGUAGUACAACUACUACUGCAUCGAACAAUAGCCGUAAUUUAACAGUGAAUGAAACAAUAUCCACUGAUAAAAUUCAUUCGCAUAACAGUUCGCUGCUACCUAAUGCUGCGAUAAUAAAUGUUCCAAAUAAGCAUAAACCUGUGGAAUUUUCACGUGCACAUGAAUCCAACGCUGUAGUAAGCGAAAAACAACAUCGCGGUGUUGUCUCGCCGGGACAGCUUAAAUUAAGGCUAGAAGAUUUGCAGAAAAAAACAUUGAAGCAGAAUAUAGAAAUGCAUAGUAAUAGUAAUAGUGGUGGCACUGCUGGGAAUGGUGAUGUUGAAGAUGUUGAUGAAAUUUGCCAAGCAAACACCGCAAUCGAAACGCAUCACACAAAUUGCUUGCCAAGAUGUUGUAAUAUUCAUUAAAAUUUAUUUAUAGCCGACUUACACACACCUUCCUGUAUACUUGUUACAAGACAACCCAAAAAAAAAAAAAAAAGAGCUGCUUUUAUUAUGUUUUUUCCAUUAGUUUUUAUAAACUUUUUUUUCUUAUUGAUAUUUUUUGUUACUUAAUAUUCUUCAACGCUUCUUUGAAUCCUAUCAUCAAUUCGUCUCAUCGCAUGCACAUCCGCAGAAAUAAGAAUUCAUCGCUAUUGCAAUUGUGAUAUGUUUUAUUGCUAUUUUCAAAUUUUAACAUGAAAGAUGAAAGCGAAAAGUCGUCACUCCAAAAAAAUAGCACAAAAAUAUCCAAAAGGUGUUAAAACGGAUAAUGUGAAGUAGUUUUCGAAAACGAAUAAUUUUAUAUAGUCACCAGUAGAUACGUAAAGAAUUUGCCAUUCCGUAAGUAGAACAUGACGUAUACAUUCACAAAUUCUUGAUCGAGUCCAUAUUCUGGUUGUUUUAACUAUUUAUAGUAAUGACAGUUUUGUAGCAUUAAACAUGUUAUUCUAUAGGUACGCGAAUAUCACGCUGCAUUACAUCUCUUUGCUAAGCAAAAUAUCUUUUACGAACAUAUGUGUAUCUAUAUACUUGUGUGAAAACUACGGUAAUGACGACCGAUUCAUACGGACAUGAUUCACAUUGAUAAAUAAUUCACAAAAUAAAUAAUCUAAUGGAUUUCAGAAUAGAACAACUUUGCAUGAUUUUAAAAGAUAAAAAUAAUAUGUUAGCUAUAGUGAUAGACAUAUAGGAGAUGGUCCCUCCUAUUUAUCAAAAAGUAAAUUGAAUCAAGUGCUUCUGAUACUUAAGGCGUUUAAAAAAAGGGAAAGGCUUAUUACGAUUGCUUUAAAUUAGUUAUGAUGUUCUUAUUACCGCAUUUUAAAAACCAUAAUCAAUCAGUCCAAAACUCUAGCGAGAGUGUCAUAAUCGUAAAUAGCUUCAACGGUAAUGUAAUCAAAUUGUUUUUAUUUUCCCUUCGUUAAUGGAGAUGCAGACACUUACUUUGAUGAUACUGGUGCAAUCCUUUAUUGAGGAAUUUCACCGAAUAGGCUAUAUCUAUAGAGUCAAUAUGUAAGAAAUCAGUUUCUAAUAAUUUUUUUGCAAGAUGCCUUAUUCUGCAAUUAAUGUUUUGGACAUUUAAGACGUUUUUUUUUUUUUUUAAUUAUUCACUAAUGGAAAAAUGAAAUCUUCGCACAGAUUGGAAAUUAAUCCAUUAAUUUCAGAAACUAGGAAAGCUAUUCGAAGGAAAUGAAACAAUGAUUUUGAAAAUGCUUUCUGUGAAAGUGUGGGUGUGUAUGUACAUAAACUAUAUAUUUGUCUAACUAUCUCGAAGAUUUAUUUUAUAA
Glossina fuscipes is the source of this 3878-nucleotide messenger RNA. It is a transcript of the gene 5PtaseI, whose product is annotated as inositol polyphosphate-5-phosphatase A. Gene Ontology annotation, molecular function: inositol-polyphosphate 5-phosphatase activity. Gene Ontology annotation, biological process: phosphatidylinositol dephosphorylation. The transcript has 8 exons. The record is from RefSeq and is a predicted model, not a curated record. The coding region runs from base 310 to 2520 and encodes 736 amino acids. Lineage: Eukaryota; Metazoa; Arthropoda; Insecta; Diptera; Glossinidae.